UCUCCCUAUCAUACUCAUGUUAGGUGGAUAGGAAACAACAGGUGUCUGCAUGUCAGUGUGAUACAGAGUCUAGAUAUUUGAGGUUUGAGGCAGAUUUCUUGUUCAUUUUGUAAUUUUUAUUAAUAAGUAUUUGGGCAUUCUGUACAGCUGUGCUGAUUGGAAAACCAAAACAUUUAGACUUAACAGACAAACUGCAGAGUUUUGAUUUGAAGUCAUACAGGAUUGUCAGCCAGUGAACAUGACGAACCAAUCAGCUCUCAUCCUAAAGAUGGCCUUGCUGCUGCUGCUGCACGGCACAGAUGCAAAGAUGGACAUCAUUAGCAGUAAGCAAGAUGUUCUGGUGGGAGAAGAGAUCUUACUGUUGUGUAAAGCUGGGGGAGAGGGAGACAUAACGUGGAGAAAGGAUGGGGAAGAAAUCGAAGAAGACAAGGUGUCAAUGGUGGAUGAGACUUCCUCUAAAUUGGACAUUAAGAACGCUACGAUGAAGGAUAUGGGGAGAUAUACUUGUGCGUGUGAUUUCGAAAGUGGACACCGCGAUGACGUUUCGACACAGCUGUAUGUUUACGAGGGUCCAUCAUUUGGAAGCACCACCACCUACCAUGAGUUUCUAGAGGGCACAGAUGGUGUGGUGCCAUGCCUGGUGACUGGCCAGCCAGCGGUGGAUGUUCACUGGCUCAGAGACAAAGAAGAUAUCUCCACUAAUGUCGGAAAGCGUGUGCGUCAGCUGCCUGAUAACACAGUCCUCAUUGAAAAAGUGAAGAGGGAGGAUGCUGGGACAUAUGUGUGUCAGGCCCAGAUCAGAGGAAGGCCCAUCUAUAAGCAACUCUCCGUCUCUGUUGUCAUCAAUGCUCCUCCUUCUGUGCAUCUGAGAGAAGAGGUGAAAAAAGUGAUGGCCGGAUCAGAAACCAACGUUUCCUUGCUGUGUUUGGUUGAUGGUCUACCAAAACCCAACAUCACCUGGACCAUACCGAGGCUGUUUGACCCUUCACAUCAUCAGUUUAACUCAGACCGCAGCCAGUUGACUAUAAAGUCUGUUGACAGGGCUGACUUCGGAGAGUACAUCUGCACCGCCACCAACAAGAUCGCUGAGAGCAGUGCUACCAUUAUGCUUCAUGUUUAUGAGGCCCCAGAGGUGUUUGUGUCAGCAGAGAAGCAGAACGUAUCAGUGGGCGAGCGUGUGUCUGUGUCCUGUAACGUCUCUGGCCAUCCUCAGCCUGAGCUACACUGGAUCAACAAGCACAAUGGACGCACACUGGACUCUGCCUCUGGUCGUGUCCGUGUCGAUGAUGGUGCGUUGGUGAUUGAUGAAGUAGUGCCCUCUGAUGGUGGACUGUAUUCCUGCAUGGCUGUCAGCACCUCUGGAAAUGCAUCAAGAGACGUUGCAAUACACACCCAGCCCGGUCGGCCACUCUACCUGUCAGUUUCACCUGGACCAACCUCAGUCAUUUUCUCCCUUAAAACCCCUCCCAUCAGUGGAGGAACACCGAUCACAAGUUUCGUCCUGCAGUGGAGGCAAAGUGAAGCAGAACAGUGGAAGAAGAUUGCAGUCGCAGCCUCAGAUCCCCUAGCUAUCACCACCCUCAAGCCGUACACAUUGUACACAGUACGCUUGGCUGCCCUGAAUAUAGUGGGAGUGGGACAGUUCUCAGACACAAAUGCCGUCCAAACCCAGGGAAUACAGGGUGAACCAGACAGUCCAGUUUUGUCGUCCAAUAAGAUGAAAAUAGAGGGAAACUCUUUCUAUGUCCCUCUUGAACAGUUAGAUAAUGGUGGAUCUCCUCUGCUGCACUUCGACAUACGAUACAGACAGGAUAAAGAGAUGACUGAGUGGAAAGACACGCAGCUGUCGUCUGAUGCUGACUCUGUCUCCCUUCAAGACCUGUCCUACGGCUCAGACUAUAGACUGGAAGUCACAGCGGUCAACGCUAAUGGUUCCUCUAUCCCUGCCGUGUUCAACUUUACCAUCGCAGAACAGCCUGUGAGCAGCACGCGCAGACAAAAGCGCGUGGGCUGGUCGAUCAUGGUGAUCUUCCUGGUGGUAACGGCAAGACAAGAGGUGGAACUGGAAAGGGGCUAUUAA
Messenger RNA from Perca fluviatilis (European perch), 2080 nucleotides. It is a transcript of the gene ncam3, whose product is annotated as neural cell adhesion molecule 3. Gene Ontology annotation, cellular component: membrane; cell-cell junction. Gene Ontology annotation, molecular function: cell adhesion molecule binding. The transcript has 15 exons. The record is from RefSeq and is a predicted model, not a curated record. NCBI's taxonomy places the organism in Eukaryota, Metazoa, Chordata, Actinopteri, Perciformes, Percidae. Bases 239 to 2080 code for a protein of 613 amino acids. Gene Ontology annotation, biological process: cell-cell adhesion.